UCCGCGCAACAUUUGCAUAUUAUGUCGUCAUGUUUUAAAAUAUCAAGUUUAAAUACCACCCCUUGGAUGCCCCUUCACACACUCAUACCUUUCCAGGUGAUCUGCGAAAAUUAUUUAGUAGAAUAGUAGUACGGCGUUAACAGGCAUCACAGAUAUGGAAACAAUAAAGAGUUUCGUGAAGACGCACCCCAAGGAAAUCUGCAUUACGGCCGUCGUGGGGGUGGCGCUAAUCACCGUCAUCAGGAGGAGACGGAAGCGGGAGAAGAAGGUCUACCCGCCAAAUACGAUUGUUCACCACCAAAUGGGAAGAGGACCGUACGCCCCUAGCUUAACUCCCUUUGCUGUGAAAUUAGAAACCUAUCUCCGGAUGGCGAAAGUUCCUUUCUUGAAUGAGCACGACAGUCUCACCAACGGUAGUUCAAAGAAGAAAGUGACGUGGAUUGAGUAUAAUGGGGAGGAGGUCGCGGACUCUGAGUUCUGUAUCCAGUAUGUAAACAAUAAAUUCAAUGUUGAUCUCGACAAAGGAUUCUCUGACGAGGACAGGGCAGCGGCGUUAGCUAUACAGAGAAUGGUGGAUGAACAUUUAUAUUGGGCACUGGCAUUGCAGCGUUGGGUGUAUGAUCCUAAGGAUGGAAUGAAUGUUAGUAAAAAUUUCAAUUUUCCUUUGACUGUUCCUCCUAUGAUACGGCGAGUGAUCAACAAACAGAGCUUCGCCCAGGGUGUGGGCCGACACACAGAGGAGGAAGUUCAUCACGUCAUGCACGAGGAUCUAAAGGCUCUGUCAAAGUUUAUAGGAAAUAAGAAAUUCCUGCUUGGCGACAAAGCGUGUCAGGCUGACUGUGCAGUGUUUGGAAUGCUGUCGCAGCUCUACUGGCACUCGUUUGGUGGAUAUGGAGAAAAAGCCAUCCAUGAAUAUCCUAAUUUGUGUGGCUACUGUGAUCGCAUGAAGACGGAGUUCUGGCCAGACUGGGACGAUUGCAUCACGCAUGGAUCGACGAAGGAAGCGACGAAAUGAAUGAGCUCAGCAUAGUUCACGAUACUCCUACCGUCAUUGUCGUACAGUCUUGUGUAUCAGAAGCAAAAUGACCUGCAUACACACUCCUCUCAAGGACAUCAGAAUAGAGUGUUGUUUAAUUGCAAUGUUAGUUACCAAUUUUAAUAAAUAUCGAACAUGAAAUGGAUAUAAAUGUUGUAUUGUCAUUGAUGAUAUAUUUUAUUAAAUAUCGAACAUGAAAUGGA
Molecule: messenger RNA, 1239 nt
Organism: Ostrea edulis (European flat oyster)
Lineage: Eukaryota; Metazoa; Mollusca; Bivalvia; Ostreida; Ostreidae
Product: failed axon connections homolog
Exons: 6
Coding region: 155-1015 (286 amino acids)
Cellular component (GO): cytoplasm
Source: RefSeq, a predicted model, not a curated record